AUGCCGGGGAUCCUGCCUAUGAAGGUCAUCAAGGUGGGCACGAGCUCGCAAAGCCGCAUCGCCCAGGCCUGCGACCGCUGCCGGAGCAAGAAAAUCCGGUGCGACGGCAUCCGGCCGACGUGCUCGCAGUGCUCGAACGUGGGCUUUGAGUGCCGGACGAGCGACAAGCUCAGCCGGCGCGCCUUUCCGAGGGGCUACACCGAGUCGUUGGAGGAGAGGGUGAGACAGCUGGAGAACGAGACCAGGGAGCUGAAGGACCUGCUGGACGAGAAGGAUGAGAAGAUCGAUAUGCUUUCGAAGAUGCACGGCCACAGACAGCCGUCGGUUGCGUCGGCUGCAAGCCCCAAAUUGUCACAAUCGCGGACGGACCGGAGCUCACCCACGAGAGAAGAUGUGUUCCGCGUACAAGCAUCCCCGUUAUUACUGGGCGUGGAGAACUCGGACUCGUACUUCAUGGGACCUUCUAGCGGGCGCGCGUUUAUCGAGGCUUUCAAGCGGAAAAUCCAGGAGAGUGGCAAGUCGUGUUCGGACUUCAACCCGGAAGCCUUCCUUCACAUCCAGGGCUGCUAUCCACUCGUAGCGAAACCGCCGUCACAGUCCAUGAGAGUACCGCCACGACUGUUCUCGGACAGAUGUAUCAACAUCUACUUUCAAGAAUGGGCUCCCCUCUUCCCGGUGCUCCACAGACCAACGUUUCUCCGUCUUUACGAGGAGUUCGUCGCCGACACCGAGAAGGUGAAGAGCAACCACAAGAUCGCCCAGCUCUACCUGGUCUUCAGUAUCGCUGCCCUCUCGAGCGAGAAACCCGACAUUGAGCAGAUCGCUGCUUGCGAGGCCCAGUGGCAGCAGGCGCUUGAUGCUAUCAUCAUGGACAACACCAUGAACACGCUACAGUGCCUAGUACUGGCUCUCAUGUACUGCACCAUUCGAGCAGACUACAAGCGCCUUCAACAUUACAAAGGUGUCGCUGUCGGCCUGUCACAUAGGUUAGGCUUACAUCAAAGCCAGAAACGCUUUUCUUUUGGGGCGCUCACUAUUGAGACGAGGAAGAAGGUCUUCUGGACCUUGUAUGCUCUCGACUGCUUCUCUGCCGCCAUGCUAGGGCUUCCGAAACUACUAAAGGAGGACGAUAUACACGCGGAAUUUCCGUCAGAUACGGAUGAUGAAUACGUUACCGAGAAAGGGUUCCAACCCAGCUUGCCAGGAGAGUACACGAGACUCUCGAGUGCACUGGCACUGUUUAGACUAUCUCGGAUUCUUGCCAAGGUUCUCGAGAAGAACUAUCCAGCUGCCACCUCUCACGAACUAUCACUACAACAGAUUUCAGCGUUGGAUACGGAACUGUCGGAAUGGAAUGAUAACCUUCCGAACCAUCUCAAACUGAACUUCGCGCAAGACAAGCCGUCAACGGACAUUACUGAAAGCAGGUCUCCAAUACUGGCUCUGGUUUUCUAUUAUGUGCGGACGCUCAUCAACCGUCCGGCUGUCGGUUCCAACCUAGGAGCCAAGGCUGCGCCAGCAAUCAUAGCCGUGGGAGAGUCCAGCAAGCACAUCGUGCAAAUCGUCCAAUUGCUGGAAGAGAGGAGCAUGUGUUUCUCUUUCUGUCUCAACAAGACCGAUGUCCUCGUUCUAUGCGGGAUGACCCUCCUUUACCAAAGCUUGGAUCUGAAACAUGAGAGCAAGCUCAUGAAAGACGCCGAGCGACUUGUCAAUGCGGUUCUGAAAAUACUCCAGAAGGCGAAAGCUCCUGGGACAUACGACUUAAAACGGGUUGCCCAGAUGCUGAUCACUGUCGACGAGCCGUCUCAACUCAUGCCAAUGAGGACCAGCCCAGACACGACAAUGGCUGCACCGCCUUCGAGGCAGUCACCGCCGGCAAGCUUAAAGAAGAAGCUGCUUUAUAACAUGGGCCGCAACCCCGGUGCAAGUCUGAGUGAGACCGAUCUCAUAUCGCAACAGCAGACGCUACGGCGGAGCACCAUGCCCAGUGUCCCCAACAUCAGGCCUGAAAGCUACCGCCCUCAAUCACGCCCAUUACUCGAAACGAACUCAGAACACGUAGCGCCCCGUCGCGACCAUCGCUUCUCGAUAUCGCAGAUACAGCAGACGAUGAUGCGCAUGUCGCCAAUGAACAAGGUGAAACCGAACCUCGACUACUUAUCACUCAACAACACGCCAUCCGGGUCACAACCUUCGUCGCCAGUGCAGACGCGCAUACCGUCUUCGCAGCAGCCCAUGGCCCAGUCUCAACAACAACAACAACAACAACAACAACAACAACAACAGCAGCAGCAGCAGCAACAUACGCACCUAUAUCACGCAAACCAGAUGAACAAAGGAGGCGGCUCCGGCGGCGGGGUCUCGCUCUCGGAAUGGGAAGCCCUCCUGGGCGCGAUGGACGGCGGCCAGGUCAACGUCUACGACGCCAUAUACGGCGGGCCGGCCCUUGGGUCGUCGUCGUCCAUGACCGAGACCCCGACGAGCGCCGCGACGCAGUUUGAGAAUUGGUCACCCGAGUCGUGGGACCUGUCCGGCUUCAACAUCGGCGACCUCGCGCCGGGGGCGACAGGGGGGAACAACCCAAACCCGGUGGGCUCGCAGAGCGUGCUUAGCCUUAGCCUUAGUGACGACAGCAUCAGCUCGGUCGACGACCACGCCUCGGCGAGCGAUUUGUACCUCAGCAUGGGUGGUGGUGGGGAGGACUACCAGAACGGGGGCAUGCUACAGUACCAGCAGCACUCGCGGACGAGUCACGACGGGCCGUUGAUAUCGGACGGGCUGGAUUUGAGCAACAUGGGAUUAUGA
Molecule: messenger RNA, 2805 nt
Organism: Anthostomella pinea
Lineage: Eukaryota; Fungi; Ascomycota; Sordariomycetes; Xylariales; Xylariaceae
Source: the annotation of a GenBank genome assembly